Trichosporon asahii var. asahii CBS 2479 is the source of this 336-nucleotide messenger RNA. RefSeq lists its product as uncharacterized. Bases 1 to 336 code for a protein of 111 amino acids. NCBI's taxonomy places the organism in Eukaryota, Fungi, Basidiomycota, Tremellomycetes, Trichosporonales, Trichosporonaceae. The transcript has 2 exons. The record is from RefSeq and is a predicted model, not a curated record.
AUGUCGGAGGGACUACCGGCGACGCUGGCCGCGCUGAACAAGCUCGUCGCCCAGAUAAAGGGAUACAUGGCCGCCAUGCCUGCGAGUGACCGUUUUCUCUCGCCAGUGAUAGACUGGCACCACCCUCAGGACUACGACCAGACGACUAUCCAGGGCCUCUCGAAGUUCCUGCAUCACGUCGAGAAGGAGCAAGCAAUUAUCGAGUCCAUCUGCAUCGCAGCCGGCGGAGUACACCUCAAAUCUGAUCAGCCUAGAGGGAGUAUGGGGAGCUUUCUUGCGGGCUCCGAAGCCGGUGACGGCAAUUUGGCAAGCGAUCGACAAGGUACCGGGCUUUAA